AUGGCUUUCCCUGGCAUGUCGGCUCCUGGCCUGAGCGGUGACGCCAGCUUGGACGAGCAGAAGUUGAAGGAGCAGCAGAUGAUCAAAUACAUGCAACAAGCGAUGGAGUCGUGCCCUGCUAAGACUGCCAUGUCUGGUGUCAUGGGUUUCGGUCUUGGUGGUCUGUUUGGUCUUUUCAUGUCGAGUAUGCGCUACGAUGCACCCAUGACGGCUGGAACAGACGCCAUUACGAAACUGCCAGUAAAAGACCAACUACGACAAGGAUUCAAAGAGAUGGGCAAAGCGAGUUGGAGCAGCGCAAAGAACUUCGGCCUCGUCGGCUCCAUCUUCGCAGGAACAGAAUGUUGUAUUGAGGGCUUCCGCGCCAAGAACGAUCUCUACAAUGGUGUGGCAGCUGGCUGCAUCACAGGCGGCGCUCUCGCUGCCAAAGCCGGUCCUCAGGCCGCUGCUCUCGGUUGCGCUGGGUUUGCCGGUUUCAGUGCCGCUAUCGAUUACUACAUGCGCAUGCCGAACGACGACACCUCCGCCGAUCCGAUCGCUUAG
Messenger RNA from Aureobasidium pullulans EXF-150, 543 nucleotides. RefSeq names its product putative mitochondrial import inner membrane translocase subunit. Lineage: Eukaryota; Fungi; Ascomycota; Dothideomycetes; Dothideales; Saccotheciaceae. Gene Ontology annotation, cellular component: TIM22 mitochondrial import inner membrane insertion complex. The transcript is spliced from 4 exons. The record is from RefSeq and is a predicted model, not a curated record. The coding region runs from base 1 to 543 and encodes 180 amino acids. Gene Ontology annotation, biological process: protein insertion into mitochondrial inner membrane. Gene Ontology annotation, molecular function: transmembrane protein transporter activity.